AUGAGUGACUUAGAAUUUACUUUUAUAGAUUUUGAGGAAUAUAACACUAACACUCUCAAAGAAAAAAGUGAAGAUGAUAUUGAUCAAAUUACCCUUACAAAUUGGAGUGAAAUUGAGGUUGAACUUGAAGAAUCUGAAAAUUCUGAUCAUAAUAAUUCCUUUUAA
This is a messenger RNA of Funneliformis mosseae, 165 nucleotides long. The record is from the annotation of a GenBank genome assembly. NCBI's taxonomy places the organism in Eukaryota, Fungi, Glomeromycota, Glomeromycetes, Glomerales, Glomeraceae.